AUGGAUUGUGGUGCUGUUCAAGCCAUGGUGUUCCAAAGCGAACAUGUGCACACAUGGUUUGCAUACUCGGUCGUGCAUGGCGGUGAGGGGCAGAGAAAGCCGAGGCAAGCCAUGGGUUGCCAGAACAGGGAGUGGGUGAAGCCGUUAGGGGUUGCAAUAGGCCAGUGGUGUGCAGCAAGGCGGCGCAGCCAUUGGCGGUGGGCAGAGCACAUCUGCUGUCUGCUAUCAAAUCGGCUCGCAGACACCCUGGUCGGGAAGUCGGGUCAGUGCGCCGCCUCCCUGCACGAGGGCGUGUCGUGGAUGGCUCCGCUCAGCGGAGACGCAGAUGCAGAUGGAGUCGAGUGGACCAUGUCGCGCUACUACUACUCUACUACUGAUGCUUCCCUGUCCUUCCUCGAGUCCAUGUCUGAUAUACCCCAAAAGCCGCGUGCUGCUCACUUCGCCCGUCAACGUCGCAACCAGCGCUGA
Molecule: messenger RNA, 468 nt
Organism: Bipolaris zeicola 26-R-13
Lineage: Eukaryota; Fungi; Ascomycota; Dothideomycetes; Pleosporales; Pleosporaceae
Exons: 2
Coding region: 1-468 (155 amino acids)
Source: RefSeq, a predicted model, not a curated record